UGUCGACCGGGCUUUGUGCUAAUGGAGGAUGGCCAUGGCUGUGAAGAAGAUGAGUGUGCAACAGACAACGGUGGAUGUGCCCAAACCUGCACCAAAGUCCCAGGAAGUUACACCUGUUCCUGUCAACAGGGCUUCGUGUUGAUGGCAGAUGCCCAUGGUUGUAAAGCUGACGAAUGUGCGACAGAGAACGGCCGGUGUGACCAGAUCUGCACCAAAAUCCCCCGAGGCUACAGGUGCUUCUGCCGACAAGGCUUCGUGCUGAUGGAAGACGCCCACGGCUGUCGAGUGUGCGGCCACUGCCUGGGCGGGGACGUGAACUGUGACCCAGUGUCGGGUGUCUGCUCGGCUGGCUGCCGGGAUGGAUGGAAAACACAGCUUUGUGAUAAAGCUGUGGAUCCACCAAUGGACCUGGCCGUAACUGACAUCACGGACGAAGGGUUCAAGGUCACCUGGUCUCCAUCACCUGACCCUGACCUUCAGGGGUACCGUGUGGUGGUCUCCAACCUGGACAUGACGACAGCUGUCAAUCAGAGCACUGACGAGGCGUGGUUUCCGGUGGUCGGCCUGUUACCAGAGACUACUUACAUCAUCAGGGUGACUGCCCUGUUCUCUUCAGGUGGUUGGAGGUCACAGAGUGAGGCGGCAAUGAUACCGGCAACCACAGGUAGGGAGAGUCUAGCUGCUGUUGACUCCACCACACCAUCAGCUGCUGAAACAACUAAGCAGACAAGUGGGAUGCCCACAUCCAUGUCCACCAGACCAUCAACUCCAACUGCACAACUCGGAUCGGAUACCGAUGGAACCACAGAGACCAUCAUCAGGCCGCCGGGCGGCAACAGGGCAACAUCAGCUGAUCAGGCUCUUGGUAACAGUCUGGAGAGCAUCUCUGCAGAAUCCGUCAGCUCAAGCCCACAGGAUGUGCUCCAGAUUCUGGCUCAGUCUGCAGAUGUCUCUGGAGAUGAUGUUGUGUUGGGGCAGCCGGCAUCAGCUGCUGAGGAAAAGGCGCAGAUGUGCAGGAAGGCAAUUAAAACUUUGGCCUCUGAAAUGGGUCGGGCCCAGACACCGCAACAUCUGCAAAGGAUGUCUGAGUUAUCAUCACUUGUCAUUAAGUCCUGUCCUGGCAUUCCACAGGAGGAUAAGGUACACGACAUGGCCAUGGUUGUUCUGAAGUCCAUCACCAGCAAACUGGACCAGCUGGACAUGUCUGACCCGUCGACUGUCCAGUCUGUGGGAGGAUCUCUGGUGGAGUCUGUUGGUUCUCUGCUUGAGGACCCAGAGAGAGAUGAAGAGGCUGAUGUGAAGCUCACUUCUGAUUUUGAGGAGGACCAAAGUCUCUCUCCAAAGGAGCGCCUUCAAAAGGUGGAACAAAAGAAGCAGGAGAACCAAGCUAGGAGACGAAGAUUUGUCCAGGAAGGCCGCCAGGUCCUGGACGGUCUGUUCAACGCCAUCAUCAGCGCCACGAGGCCAGGAGCCCCGGCGGUCACCAUCAAGAGGGAUGGCAUCACACUGCGUGUCCAGAGGAUCUCGGGCAACCAGUUUGGAGGCCAGGUCGUGCAGACGGAUGAUGGGAGCUUCCAACUACCGUCUAAAGUAGCGCUUUUCGCGGACUAUACGCCGCACAACGUCGCUAUGAAGUUGACACAGUUUCAACAGAACCCUUUUACCUGGGGGCGUGGGGAGUACCAACCACGUUCGUCUGUCAUGGAACUGUCACUCCAACAGAACAACUUUCCCGUGGCCUUCAACAACCUGACUGAAGACUUCAACAUCACCAUUCCGGCCAAAUCCGGAAACAAACCAGCGACAACAACCGUCACCAUCCCUGCCCAAGGAAACGGAAGUUCCAGAUACCAUUUGCUUAACCUCACCAACGCCGCAGAAGGCUUCCUGGUCACAAUCACCCCGCUGAACACUAGCGUGGUUUACCGUGUGUCGGGCAGGUACGGCGGCCGCCCUGGUGACCAAAACUACAACAUGUCCACAGAGACGUACAUCCUACCCGAGUAUUGUGCCUUGAUGAAAACUCUGAGUGGCGAGGAAGACACAGAGAAGACAGAGGCAAGAAUGUUCGUCUCGGGGGAGGAUGGUCCUGUGGAUUACAACAUCAAGGUUGAAAUACUUGGACCAGUGACGGAGUGUGGCAGUGAGAAAAGAACCGACGUGAAGGAGCCACACGCCGCUGACUUCUACGCCUACAAGAUAGAAUGGGCCCGUUUGGGCUGUGUCUUCUGGAGCGAGACGCAGGAAGCCUGGAGAACGGACGGCUGCUCGAUAAGCAAUCAGUCCACCAUUACCAGCACUAUUUGUCACUGCAACCACCUGACAGCCUUCGGGAGUGACUUCGCCACACCGCCGAACACCAUCGUGUUCGAGGCGUUGAACUUCAGGGAUCUUGCAGACAACGGUGCCGUCGUGGCGACCAUCAUUGCGGGGCUCUGUCUCUUCUCGCUCACAUCAGUCGCGAUCAAGAUUGCUGAGCGUAAAGGAAAAGGGAAGUUAAAUAGAACUGUAAGGUUGGACAAUCUUCAAGACAACUUCCGGUACCGCCUCCUCAUCUGGACAGGUGGAGCUAAGCAUGCUGGGACAGAGUCUACCGUUGCCUUCAAGCUGUUCGGAGAUGCAGCAAACACUGAUGUGAGACUGGUCGACCUCACAGAGAAGGUUUUCACCCAAACCAGCCAGGUGACCCUGACCUUCAGCACAGCAGAACAGCUGGGUAAGGUGGAGCUGCUGCAGCUCAUGCACGACAACAGUGGGGAGGGGAGCCGCGCAUCGUGGCACGUGGACCGAGCAGCCGUGCAGGAUCUCACCACGGGCAAAUUGUUCUAUUUCUUCUGCGACGAGUGGCUGGCAGCCGACCGCGGGGACGGGCAGGUCGUGAAGACCUUUCCUGUCGCCUCUGAGGAGGACCUGCGAUCCUUCGGGUUCCUGUUCCCGGCAAGUGUGCGCCAUAACCUGGCAGAGGAACACCUAGUUCUGUCCGUCGCAUUCAGGCCUGAAGGUAGCACGUUCACCCGCAUCGAGAGGCUUGGCUGCUGCCUGAGUUUCUUCGCUACGUCCAUGGUGUCCAGCGCCAUGUGGCUGAGGGAUGAAGUAGAAACCGAGAUCGUGCGGGUCUUCAGCCUGGGGCCAUUCUCCUUCACCUUGAACGGAGUCUACACGGGGUUCAUGGCCAGCAUCACCUGCCUUCCCGUUAUCACAGCCAUAGUGCUGCUGUUCCAGUACAGCCGGCCGAGCAGCAAGGGCGACCGCCGGGUCCGAGACGUGGAGACGGGCGGCCCACCUGAGGCAUCCACCCAGAGGGGUCCAGCCAAGCGCCUGCCACACGGGUGCAGGUACGUGGCCUGGGUGCUGGCGAUGCUGUCUUUCCUUGGGUCAGCUGUCUUCACCACGCUGUUCAGCAUGCAGUGGGGCAGGGACAAGACCAACAAGUGGCUGUCUGCGUUCCUCAUCACCUUUCUGGCAGACGUCUUCCUUAUGGAACCAGGGAAGAUAUUUCUUCUUGCCAUCUUCACUUCAUCCCUUCGCAAGACACAAGCCGUCAAGACGAUUUUUGAAGAGAAACGGAGCCCCGUUUUAAUUGAAGCCAAUGCUAUGUCAGGCUUUAACUGCGAUGCAUUUCGCACAAGGAGAAAGAUGGAGCAACUUUCGAUGACGUCCCUUAUCAACAUCAAACAAGAAAGGAAGAAGCAGCGCAGGGAUAGGAGGUUUGGCGAAAUCCUUCGGGACAUCAUGGUGUCUUGCUUUUACGUGCUGCUUGUCCUCAGCAUCACCAACGAACACCACAGCACCACCCAGGCCUUCUAUCAGACACAGAGUGCAACCAACACUUUUGUGCAGUCCUUGGACGAGGUAAAUGAUGCUGAUACCUUCUGGUCCUGGCUGAACGGGACCGCUAUGGAGAACUUCUACCCGGAGACUUCCUACAAUAACAACAAGCUUCGCUGGCAGGAUAAGGCCUUCACAGCAGACAUGCAGUCGGUCCUGGUCGCCCCGCCUAGCAUGAUCCAAGCCCGAGUAAAGCAAGGGCUGUGUACAGUGCCAGCAGCAAUGCAGCAGUCGUUUGACGAAUGUUCAUCAGGGUACAAUGAACACACCAAGGAGACCGGGGCGUUUCGAAAGGGUUGGGAAAGGGUCAUGAAUAUGUCAGCGAUGGAGUCAGAAGCCCCUGGAUGGACCUACCUCCACAGUGGAUACACCAGUCUCCCCAUCUACGGUGUGACAACGCAGUACUGGGGAGACGGCUUCGGGCUGAACCUGGGAAAAUCUGCAGACGAGAUGCGAAGCAUCCUGGCAGAGCUGAAGGCCAACCGUUGGAUCGACAAGCGGACGAGGGCCAUCUUCUUAGAAGCGUUGCUCUACGACGGGAACCUGGAUCUGUUCACAUCGCUGACGAUGGUGUUUGAAUUCUCCGAGACGGCCGGAGUUUUCACCCAUCAUCGCAUGCAGGCCUUCCGACUUCAUCAACGGCUGGUGACGAUCGGGUACAUCUACGUCCUGCUGGAAAUCACUUACGUCAUCGUUCUUCUCUACACACUGUGGAAAGAGAUGAAAACUGCCCGUGCAGCCGGCUUGGCCUACCUGAGGGAGCCAUGGAAGGUUUUGGAAAUCUUCAAUUUCUUCUUAGCAUUUACUGUCAUCGCCUUGUACGGCUUCAAGAGAACCUACAGCUCCAUGGCUCUGGCAGCGAUCAAUGCUGGGAAAGAUGAAGUCCACCAUUUCCGAUCUGCGGUGAACGUGAGCCUGGUUUACGGCUGGUUCCUGGCCUUCCUGACGUUUGUCAACAUGAUGAAGUUCCUCCGGCUGCUGAGGUUUAACCCAUUCCUCGCCAAGCUGAUGUCCAUGAUCCGAGGGAUGUCGGUGGAGUUCUCUUCCUUCACCGUCUACCUCUUCCUCGGCAUGUCAGCAUUCGGCGUCUACGGUUAUCUCAAGUUCGGCCUUAUUGUGGAGGAGUACAGCACCAUCAGCAAGUCCUUCUCUACCCUGUUCCAGAUGUCUCUUGGGAACUUCUACUACUACCAGCUUUGGGAGGCAGCCCCCAUCCUCGGCCCCAUCUACUUCAUCACUUACACUUGCAUAAUCUUCCUGGUGCUGAUGAACAUCGCCAGGGCGAUCAUCGACAGCCGCCUUCCCGAUGUGCGGAACCACAUCAUGUCUGAGGAGGACCAGUACUUCAUCCAGGGGUUGUGGGAACGCUUCACGGCCUUCUUCGGCUUUUGGAAGGUGCCAGUCGCAGAAAACAACUCCUUGGACACUCUUCAUGACAGCCUGGUCGAGGUGGAGAUUAAAGUGAAGAAACUGUGGCUGCAGAGGCAGUUCCUCUUCAACCUCGAGAUGAAGGACGCAGACCUCCCCGCAGAGCCUGAGUUUAUUCCGACUGUCAAAGAUGUCGCCGAUGCUACAUCAGUUGAACUUCAUGUCCCCAAAGGAGGCUGCCGCAUCAUCGCGGUCCGUCCUGUAUCCCCAAACAGCCGCGCAGAUGGCAGCAGGCAAGCGAGCUGCUCCGACAGCAAGGCGCCGGUGGUGGUGGCAUCCGGGUCUCCAUCAAAAGAGGACACCCAGGAAAGCCACCAAACAAGUGGCAAGAAGUCGGCCAAGAGAGCCCAAAUUGAUCUGAAUCUGAAUCGUGUUUUUCACUAUAAGUAUUAUUACUAUAAGGAGUGUGAAGUGGGGAGGCCAAGUGUCAACUUGAGCGCUGGUGACAAGGCGGUUCUGACAAACAACGAGAUGCUGACAGACGACCUCAUCCAGGCUGCCCAGAGGCUGCUCCACCACCAGUACCCGGCACUCCAAGGCCUGGAAGCCCCUACAGUUGGUCUCUGCGAGGACGGGUUUGCCAAGAUGACAGGAAAGGGGCUAUAAAUCCACCACAACAGAAGAGCGCACUGGGUUCUGUCGUCUUACGCAGGCGGACAGGUGCGCCUGUAUGACAGCAUUGGCGCCGACAUGACCGCAUCUCUGCAAGUCCAGCUUUACCAGACCUACGCCGCGUUUGCCGACCAAGAGAGGAACAUCCUGACCAUCAUCCUACCAGAGGUACAGCGUCAGAAGAAUGUCUUUGAUUGUGGGCUGUUUGCCAUCGCCUGGGCAGUGGACAUCGCACAGGGACAAGACGUGAGCAGCAUUGCGUAUGACGACAGGGAGAUGAGGAGCCAUUUGGAGAACUGCUUCAAACAAGGGAGGCUUACACCAUUUCCUCAUCUGACCAACCGGAGGAAGAAAGUCGGUCUAACCAGGGUCAGCAGAAUCUCGCUGGUUUGCUGCUGCAAGCAGGAGGAGGGUCUGGGAAGGAUUGAGGCGUGCAGGGCAUGUCAGAGGAUCUUUCACGUCAGCUGCCUGCCUGUCUGCCCUCCCAGUGAUGGCACAUGGAAAUGUGGAGACUGCGCCGUGUAA
Messenger RNA from Branchiostoma belcheri (Belcher's lancelet), 6393 nucleotides. RefSeq names its product polycystic kidney disease protein 1-like 2. Gene Ontology annotation, cellular component: membrane. Gene Ontology annotation, biological process: detection of mechanical stimulus. Lineage: Eukaryota; Metazoa; Chordata; Leptocardii; Amphioxiformes; Branchiostomatidae. The record is from RefSeq and is a predicted model, not a curated record. Gene Ontology annotation, molecular function: calcium channel activity; calcium ion binding; protein binding.